AUGGCUUCCGAGGCGAUAAACACAAAUCCGUAUGGUUACACUCGGCAGCGUAUAAUCAAUUCGAUAUUUUCGAAUAACUACUCUUCCCAACGGCCACUCUUCCUAUCCAACGUUGUCUCUCUCUCUCUCUCUCUCUCUCUCUCUCUCUCUCUCUCUCUCUAUUUAUCUAUCUUUUCGUCGUUCACUCUCUAUUUUCCUUUUCAUAUUUGCUCACCCUCAGCCCUUUCUCCUCCUUUCCGCUAUCUCUCACCCACUCUCUUUCUCGUAAUCUCAUUCUCUCUUUUUAUCUCUGCCGCCAUUUUCCUUCCCCUAUUCCAUCUUCCUCAAUCAUUCUCUUUCUCUCUCUUCUCUCUGUUUUUGCUAUCUCAACCUCCCUCUUCCUUUACCCAGUCCUCCGUCGGUGUUUAUCCUCCUCCUAUUACCCACUUUCUCUUUUCCAUCCAUCCUUCUCUUAACUCUCUCUCUCUUUUUCUCUGUCCUCUCUAUCUCACUCUCCCUCUUCAUUUACCCAGUCUUCCGUCAGCCUUUCUCCUCUUCUCAUUCCAUCCCUUUCCUUCAUCCUUCCCUCAGCUCUCUCUCUCUCUCUCUCUCUCUCUCUCUCUUUCUCUAUUUCUCUUUUUCUCUAUUUCUCUCUCUCCCUAA
Messenger RNA from Acanthosepion pharaonis, 642 nucleotides. The record is from the annotation of a GenBank genome assembly. Lineage: Eukaryota; Metazoa; Mollusca; Cephalopoda; Sepiida; Sepiidae.